ACAUUAUCUUUUAGUGAAAUAGUGCGUUUGGGAGAACACACCUGGUAUCAAACUGUGGACUGUAAUGACGAUCAUGAUUGUGCUCCUCCUGUGCGGGAUUACAAAGUGGAAUGCGUAGUUUGGCAUCAAAAUUACAACGAAAAAACUGAAUUGCACAACAUGGCAUUAAUCAGACUGGGUAAAAAUGUGGUGUUCGAAGAUCACAUCCAACCAAUUUGUCUUCCACUAACCCACGAACUAAAAUCGACCGAAUUAAGGAGCUACAUCAUUACCGGUUGGGGUACAACAGAACAUAACAAACUAUCGAAAACGCUGCGCAAGGCAACCAUUAUGGCAGUGAGUGGUCGGCAAAAAUGUCACCGAUUGUUCGCGGGGGCUCAGUACGAUCCCAAAGCCAUUUGUUCCGAUCAGUUUUGUACGGUAUCGGAGAAUUCGCCGGCCUAUUGCUAUGGAGACGGAGGGGGACCCCUGGGUCAAACGGUACGAUUCAACGGGUUGCGCUUCGUACAGUUUGGCAUCUUUUCGAACGGAUGGGGUGAAUGCUCCCGGUCGAAUAUCGUUUUUACCAAAGUGGGUGCCUACAUGGACUGGAUUCUGGCCAAUGUGAGACCAUGAGCAUCAGAUAGAAGUGGUAGAUUCCACAUUUUAGAACAUCAUUCAUAUAUUUCGACUGCUACUGAUUUGAAAACAUACUCUGAAUAUUUGAAAAAUCAACGUAGAUUUGAAGUGAGUUUCAAAUAUUAUGUAAUGUUUUUUUUUUACAGAAGGAUGGUUUGUUUCAUAAUUAACUUGUUUCAGCAGUUGAAUUAGGUAGCAAAACGUAAGGAAGAUUGAAAAAGGAACAAGAAAUACUUAAAACAUUCGAUUGAAGGAUCAUCAGAUUAGUCGAAAACCCAUUUGGGAUAUGCAAAUCAAAGGCAAUCGACGGUGUAUGUUAUAUUAACAAUAUGGAAUGAUAAUAUGUGUUGCAACUGUAAACAAGAUAAUAAAUUGAAUAUGGUGUAUAUAAUAAAUUUGAAUAGAUCGUCUUUAUUGUGUAGAGGUUAGCAACAGAAUAAAAUUUUUAUAACUUGUUGAUAACAGAUUGCUAUGCACAUGUUGCAGCAGUGUUCGGUUUGUACUCCAAUAUCCCCGGUCAAACGAACAAUCCUAUUCGCGUUUUAUACCUUUUUUCACUGUGCGAUGUUUCCAUGAUCUUCAUUCUACCCUUCUCGAAAUUUAGUUCUACCUACAAUUCCAGGAAAUGCUUUAGUUCGCCCAUAUCCGUCAUCUGGAAACGUUUGGUAAACAUCCUUCUGAUCUUCUCUACACAAUCCAGUGAGUUAAAAAAAAACAAUGAGAACAAUGGGUUCGAUUCCUGCCGCAGCUGUCAGGAAAAGUUUUCAGCUGUGCUACUGGGCGUUGCAUGCUAGUCGUUCGUUUGUCUAGUAUCGUGCUUACUCGCCUUCUAAGAGCAAAUAGUUCUUUGGAUACAUCGCACGUGUCCGUGUUUUUUUAGUGUUCCUUCCGGAGGCUUCGGUACCAGCUCCCAGGUAUCAUUUUCCGUAAAGAAUUAAGCUCGCAGUCGAUGGUAUCUUUCUAGUACGUCCAGUCACUACGUUUUUUUCAGCUCUCUAGCUAUGAUUGAUGGUAGGCUAUCUACGCACGCCUCCGCAUUAAAUGCAUACAUCAUCACGGAUUCAUCUAUCGUCUCGUUGGUACCUGCGAGACUUUGAUCGCCAGAAUUUGUUCCAAAACUAGUAAUAAGUUCUAUGAACCCUCCGAGGAUUCUGUGUUUCCGUCCGCUGUGCCUCGUGAAAUUUCUACAGGGUAGGUACCACCUUCUAUUUGCGAAGGGAGCGCUCCAGUCGGUUUGUUAGCCUCGUGAAUCACUUUAGCUUCUUCAUCCACUGGUUGUUCAUCGAAUUGUGAAGCUUCUAGAAUAUGAAUCUACGUCGCUUCCUCAAUUUUCUUUGAUGUAGUUUCUACCAUCUUGUGUUUCCAAAGACUCUACAAAUUCGCGGUGCCUUGACGUCCAAUGUCUUCUACUUUGCAAAAAAUAUAAUAUGCAACAAUUCGAAUCCGUUGCGUUUGGACGCCAUCGCAAUUGCACUCGCUUCUGUGUUAACCUUCCAGGACGCGCGCCAUCAAGCAACCGAAACUGCACCACGCUCGCGCUGUAUACGAAAAGCGAGGUUUUUUGGUAGUGUUAUACUUUUUACAACAGCGCGCGCGCUGAAGGGUUAACUAUCAUGUAGAGAUAUAUCUAACGCACACAACUGACCAGCUCGAUGACCAGUGCCCACGAUUCGUCCAUUCUUCUUCGUCCGAUCUUCAUCGCCAUUCCACUAUCAUCCAAUCGUCGCACCGAAAACAAGUUGCACUGUAACUCCGGUACGUAGAUCACCUAGUUUACCAUGGCCGGCUGCCGACUUCCGACUCACUGCUUCCACUGCUGAUACUCAACUAAUUGUCGCAAUAAACGCCAUUUCUCGCUCGUUACGUUCACUCCAGCUUUCUGUCGGCUAUCAGGUUUUCCGCCGGACUUCCAAUUCUCUUCUCGAUCCUUCCUCUUGGCCUGACCGGGUUUCGGGGCAGUCUGCUCGCUUAUGUCCAAAACGUCCGCAUCUGUAACACUUGAAAUCAACUUUUCUCCCGGCGAAGGCAGUUUCUCUAGUGUCUUCCGAGCUUGUCGAAAACUUACCGGACCGCUUCACCUGUUCAUCUAAUAGUCGUUUUUUUCACGUAUUCAAUGGUUGAAUACGUCUUUUUCUUCAGUCUUCACACAAACAGCUUUUAUCUCACGAAGUACCUUCUAAAACUGGAGCAGAGAAGAUUUCACAUUUUCUCCUUCUUUGAGUCACAGUUCUUGAAAACACUUCCCAAAAAAACAUUAUUAUUAAACGACACGAGAGUAUGAGUCACUGCAUGAAAUUCUCUUCUUCUCUUUUCACUCUUACAGAAAUUUUGUAAACAACAAGGCCAAGAAACGUUAAAAUCCCAUACAAAAUCAAAAGAAUGCAGCGUUCGAAGGUAAGCUGCUGCCACCAGGAAUAAGUUUACUGUAUGCGUGAAGGACCGUUUUUUUUAGCAUGGGAAUUUUUUAGAAGCAUUUUAAAAUUGACUUCUUAUUCUUCCCAUGUUAAAAAGUCGGUGCUUCACGCACAUGAUCAACUGUGGUAAUUUGCUUCGUAGUCAACAAUUCGAGAGUUCGAAGGUACGCUGCUGCCACCUGGAAAAAGUUUACUGUAUGCGUGAAGGACCGAUUUUUUAGCAUGGGGAAGCAUAGGAAGUCAUUUUUCUAAUGCUUCUAAAAAAUUCAAAACAAUAUUUAAUUAAAAGUGGGUUGGUAUACAUGAUGAGAAAUUCAAUUAGCAAACUUUUUAGCAUAUAAAUUUAAUCAAAAAGUUUUUUCCCAGAUUAGGUACUAAUUGUGUAGAAAACGAAGAUUCUUAACUCGUACAUCAAUCCGUUUUUAAUUAAAUAAUGUUUUGAAUUUAUUAGAAGAAUUUUAAAAUUGACUUCCUAUGCUUCCCCAUGUUAAAAAAUCGGCGCUUCACGCACAUGAUCAACUGUGGUAAUUUGCUUCGUAGUCCCCAAUAGGGCACUGCAAGCCACAGGCUUUGUUGUUCACGAUUCGAGCUUAGAAAAAUUUCGUCAGCUUUUGGACUUUACAAAAUGUUUGCCAAAAAUCUUUAUUACACCAAAGAACCUAACCUCAAAAUGACUGACAACUCUCAGGACAUUUUGACAGAUUCCAGUAGUUACACCGGAAUUUCUCCAGGAGUUCUCUCGGGGAUUACUUCAGAAAUUUCUUCAGAAACUCAUUCCAAAAUUAAAGAUUUAUUCCAGGAAUUCCAUGCGGGAUUCCUACCGCAGCUUCUGAGAUCCUUCCAGGAAUACUACAAAAAUGAGCAGUAAGUGGUUCAAUUUAGAUAUGACGAAAUCAAAUUUUCAGCACUGCCUUCAGGAAGUCGGAAAAACUUCUGAAAACAUUUCAAAAGAAGCUAUAAGAAGAAGCUGAGAUGGAAUUCCUGGAGGAUUCCAAGAGUUCCUAGAAGAAACCCCUUGAAGUCCCUGAACAAAUCUCAGAAGGAAUUCUGGCACGGGUUUCUGGAGGAAUCUCAAGCAGAAUUUUUAAGGAAUCUCAGAAGUAACUUCUGGGAGCUCCCUGCGGAUCGCAGAAGGAAAUCCUAGAUAGAUCCAGAGAAACCACAAAAAGA
Aedes albopictus (Asian tiger mosquito) is the source of this 4202-nucleotide messenger RNA. RefSeq names its product serine protease grass-like. Lineage: Eukaryota; Metazoa; Arthropoda; Insecta; Diptera; Culicidae. Gene Ontology annotation, molecular function: serine-type endopeptidase activity. Gene Ontology annotation, biological process: proteolysis. The transcript is spliced from 2 exons. The record is from RefSeq and is a predicted model, not a curated record. The annotation marks the transcript as partial.